This is a messenger RNA of Rhodotorula toruloides NP11, 1269 nucleotides long. RefSeq names its product phosphotransferase enzyme family protein. The transcript has 4 exons. Bases 1 to 1269 code for a protein of 422 amino acids. NCBI's taxonomy places the organism in Eukaryota, Fungi, Basidiomycota, Microbotryomycetes, Sporidiobolales, Sporidiobolaceae. The record is from RefSeq and is a predicted model, not a curated record.
AUGAACGAAGAGGACGGCGACCUCGCUCUGGACGUGUCUCUUCGCGCGUUCGCCUCUUUCCCUCCUGCGCUUCAACUCGCUGGACUCACUGCUCAAAUUCUAGGCGGUGCUGCCUUGCGAUUCUGCUUGCGCGCUUGUCUGCAUUCACUCGAAUUGCCUCACGCUCUCUCUGCCAAGAUGGCAACUUCGGGUGCAAACGCUGCCCUGCAGGACCGCACGAACGCGCGACAGCAGUUGAUGCGCAGAAGAGCCCUACUCAUCAAGAAACUGCAGGAUCAAGCUGUUACCGAACUCGAUGGACAGCCUCGACCGACGUCGCCCCAGGGCGAGGAGGACCUGCCGCCGCCGCAAUGGGUCCGAGACCACGGCGAACCCUUGAACAGCGAGCACUACCAUCGCGUCAGACGCCUGCGAUGGCGAGGACGAAGCGUGAUCGUCAAGUACGGACCGUUUGUGGAAGAACGCGAGGCUGCGGUGAUGCGGUUGGUGAGAGACCGCACAUCCAUCCCAGUCCCAAAGGCGAGCCUCGGGCUUCUGGCGUGUCGUUACGGUGAAUGCUGCUCACCCGUCUCUCUGCAGGUCUAUGCGGUCGCAGCGGACGGCGCAGACGUCUUCAUCUACAGGGAAGACAUCGAUGGCCGCCAACUUCAGUUCUUCGACCCAGAAUUGUCCUGCGAGUCCUCCGCAACGAUCGCCGCCGACAUGAAGCGCAUUGUCAGCGAGUUACACUCUAUCCGAUGUCCGAAUCUCGCGCCUGUCGGAGACUUCGGCAACGAGCGUUGCGAAGACUUCAAGCGCGCCAUCCUCGGCUGUUCCUGGGACAGCAAGACGUCCGUAUUCACAAGGUUACCGACCUUUACGACGACACGCGACUUUCUUCGCUGGCUCAGUGCAGAGUUGCCGCCGCGAUUCACGCGGGCCUCGCAUGCUCAAAGUCUCGCCCAUGUCGAGUCCCUCGACGCUGGAGCGCCGGUCGUCCUCACGCACGGCGAUCUUCACUCCGGCAACAUGCUCCUUUGCGACGGACACGUCGUCGGCAUCGUCGACUGGGAGACGGCCGGCUGGUAUCCUGAGUGGCUCGACACCGAGAUUCUGGCGUACUAUCGCGACACCGACGACCCGAAUGCACUCUCCUUCGUAGCGCAGGCGUUAGGCUGCGUCACGGACAACGAUCGCGGGACGUCACGGUACCUCUGGCUUGAAGCGGCCAAGAAUCCUGUGCCCAAGGAGUCUCGAUGGGAACAGAAAUGGUCUGAGGCGGGUGACUAG